Molecule: messenger RNA, 3280 nt
Organism: Paramisgurnus dabryanus
Lineage: Eukaryota; Metazoa; Chordata; Actinopteri; Cypriniformes; Cobitidae
Gene: rasgef1ba
Product: RasGEF domain family, member 1Ba
Biological process (GO): Ras protein signal transduction
Cellular component (GO): plasma membrane
Molecular function (GO): guanyl-nucleotide exchange factor activity
Source: RefSeq, a predicted model, not a curated record
UCAGACAAAGACGGAGAGCUGUCACACCUUUCAGAUGAACGUCUAUGAGUUCAGAGUGAAAGAAAUGCUGAAAGGAAGAUUCAACGAGCGCAGAGUCCGUCUGUUAUGCUGUAGUAAACCGGUACUGAAACAAGACAACCUGUCGGCACUGUAGCUGACAACGUUUACAAUUUUAGCGGAUAAACACAACAUCAGCUUUAUAUGGCAAAGUUCCUCUCCGAGCUGCUUGGAUGUACACUGUCAGAAAAAGGCGCAUCUCCUAUGAUCGAGUGCAGGAGUCAGCCACAUAUCGGAUUGAGGCAUGUCACCAAACAACGGCCUACCAUAUUUGGGACACUGAUUGAAAAACCGCUGGGGGAUCACAAUUCAGACAAAAUGCCUCAGACACCACCGUUUCCAGUGGUGUAUGGGUCCAACAGCUACAACAAGAAUCUCUACCAGACCAAGGAAGAGGAGUAUGAAGGCCUGGAUUACCAUGACAACAACCUGGUGUCAGGGUCCUUGGAGGCUCUUAUUGAGCACUUGGUCCCUACUGUGGCAUACUAUCCUGAUAGGACAUAUAUCUUCACGUUCCUGCUCAGUUCUCGUCUCUUUAUUCAGCCAUAUGAGCUGAUGUCCAAAGUGUGCCAUUUGUGUGUGGACCAGCAAAGACUCAGUGAUCCUCAGGCUGAUAAGACGAGAGUCAGAAAAAUCGCUCCCAAGAUCCUGCAGCUGCUGAGCGAAUGGACAGAGACAUUUCCAUAUGACUUUAGGGAUGAGCGCAUGAUGAAGAGUCUAAAGGAACUAACACAUCGACUGAGCACUGGAGACGAACUUUAUCGUAAAACAGUUCAACAGAUGACUCAAGCAUUGAUCCGUAGUCUCACCACGCUCAGCCAGUAUGAGGAAGCCCUGGCCAAGAUCAACUCCUCUGUGACCGACAGACUAACUGUGCUGAAGACCAAACCUCAGUCUAUUCAAAGGGACAUACUGACCAUCUGCAGUGACCCUUUCACCCUGGCACAACAACUCACACACAUAGAACUGGAAAGACUGAGCUACAUCGGACCAGAGGAGUUUGUUCAGGCGUUUGCCCCGAAAGACCCCCUUGAUAACGGCAAGAGGUGUUUUACGGAUCGCAAGAAAGCAUGUAACCUUGAAGCCUAUGUGGAGUGGUUUAACAGGCUCAGCUACCUUGUAGCGACAGAGAUCUGCAUGCCUGUAAAGAAGAAACAUCGUGCACGAGUCAUCGAGUUCUUCAUUGACGUAGCGCGAGAGUGCUUCAACAUCGGCAACUUCAACUCGCUCAUGGCCAUUAUUACCGGAAUGAACAUGAGUCCAGUAUCACGGCUAAAAAAGACCUGGAGCAAAGUCAAAACCGCCAAAUUUGAUAUCCUAGAGCACCAAAUGGAUCCUUCAAGCAAUUUCUACAACUACAGAACAGCACUGCGUGGAGCCACUCAGAGAUCCAUUACUGCUCAUAGUAGCAGAGAGAAGAUUGUUGUUCCCUUCUUUAGCCUCCUGAUUAAAGACAUUUACUUCCUCAACGAAGGAUGUGCUAACAGGCUUCCGAACGGACAUGUCAAUUUUGAGAAAUUCUGGGAGCUGGCCAAACAAGUGACGGAGUUCAUGACGUGGAAAAAGGUUGAAUGUCCUUUUGAGAGAGAUCGCAAGAUUCUGCAGUAUCUUCUGACCGCACCAGUCUUCAGUGAAGAUGCUUUGUAUCUGGCGUCAUACGAAAGUGAAGGACCAGAGAACAACAUGGAGAAGGACAGAUGGAAAUCUCUCAGGUCAACUUUGCUAAACAGGACAUAAAGGAGUCAUGUGAAGAGCUGAAAAUCAAGUGAACCUCAAGCAAGCUGUGUCCCCCUUUUGACCCCUCCAAAAGUGAGAAGUAUCCCUGUUUUUCAAAGGGAGACGACAAUCCGUAUUUUGCAAAACGAAAGAGCAGCAUCUUUUUACAAGGCCCUUCUCUUUCUCUUUCAUACUGGAUAUUUCAGGCUUUUUCAUCUCUUUGUGCAGACUUUUAUAUUUCUUUUUUGUUUUCUAAAAUGAAGAAUUUAAAUGAACUGAACAAUGUUUUUCGACUACAUAACAACGAUAACUUUGCUGUUCAGAAGUGAUCUAGAUGAUGGUCAAUGCGAACAGCCCCCAAACAUUUUUGAAGUGUCUUUCUUCUCUAUUGACUCUGAGUAUGCCGCUGGCUGGCAAACUCGUUUGGAAGAAGUUGGAAAAGAUAUAACCAGCAUUAUUGUACUGGGUUUCAGUACUGUGUAUUUUUCUUGUACCUAAAACAUUAAUUUAAGUAUGGAUUUAUGUUGUCACUAUGUUUUGAUAUUGUGUUUGUCAGUUUUUUAUGCAUAUGACAUAAAUAAUGCAUUGCUCUAACCUCUGUGAGUGACGAUUUAUGGGUGCGUGAAAAGCCCAUCAUGGGUUGUUGAAUGCACUGGAUGCUUUUGUGAAUAAAGACGUCAAAUUAUUUUCUUGUGUAACUUGUUUUGUGAUAACUCUGCAGCAUACCACUCCCUUUAUAUUUUUUGCUGUUGUCAUGGAUUUGCUGUAGACAUGUUGAAGGAAAGACAGUGUCUCCACAUUGUUUGUUUUCAGUGUUAUAGUCCACAUGCUGUUUGACACAGUAGAGGAAGGAAAGCUCACUGUCUCAGACAAGUCUAACAGUUACAGUUGUUUAACACUUUCAUUAUCUAUGCCAUAGUCAGCAUAAAAUUGUAUUCUAUCGUCUUCUGGUGGUGAAAUGGAAAAUUACACUACAGAUUGUCUUGUUCUUUUCAGGGAGUUGUGAUAUAUGAAGGUUUAUCAUACCUGAUCAUUUGUAACAUGUAUUAAGAUUUUAAUACAUUAAUAUUAUUAAUAUUUUUAUUUUUGCAUUUUAUUUAUUUGAAUCUAUUAUCUCUCUUUUAUUGUUUGAAGUAUUUUAAAGAUACUCUGAAGAUGUAUUGAAUUCUUUCUUAUUUUGUACUAGGUACAUGUUUUAUAGUAAUCAGAUAUUGCCCUAUCUAAUUUUAUAAUGUUUAUAAAACUUUGUAUGAGGAAAAACUAUUUGGAGGUACUAGCACACAGUAUCUUGGUAGUGUAUGUCGGGCUGAUGUCUACCCUUUCCCAUUCUGGAAACUUUCUAAAACAUACACUUUGUUGUUUUCUGUAAUGUAAAUAUGUCUUUUUCUUACUGCGUAUAUUGGUAUGUAUUGUGACUGUUCUGGCAGAUUGUAGAACCUCCUAAAGUGUUGUUGUAUAGAGUGAGAAAAAGGAGUGGAUUUUAAUAAAAGAAUGCCUAUGAAAUUAA